Messenger RNA from Lathyrus oleraceus (garden pea), 747 nucleotides. Its product is annotated as extracellular ribonuclease LE. Gene Ontology annotation, molecular function: RNA binding; ribonuclease T2 activity. Gene Ontology annotation, cellular component: extracellular region. The coding region runs from base 41 to 676 and encodes 211 amino acids. Gene Ontology annotation, biological process: RNA catabolic process. NCBI's taxonomy places the organism in Eukaryota, Viridiplantae, Streptophyta, Magnoliopsida, Fabales, Fabaceae. The transcript is spliced from 2 exons. The record is from RefSeq and is a predicted model, not a curated record.
CUCAAACUCAUUAUUCCAACUCUCAUCAACCAAAUAUAUCAUGAAUAAGCUUUUUCUUAGUUUUAUUGUUUUUUUAUCAUUGCUAUUGAACUCUGCUGCUCAAUAUGAAUUUUUCAUAAUAUCAAUGCAGUGGCCACCUGCUCACUGUAGAGUCAAGAGUUGUGUCCAGAAACCAAGCAGGUUCAGCAUUCACGGAAUGUGGCCGGCAAACCAAACAGGUUCUCAGCCACGUAAGUGUUCCAAUGAUCCAGCAAAGACAACAUUAACCAUGGACAUGAUUUCUGCAACAACAUUAGCUGAACUCACUACUUCAUGGCCAAAUUUAGAAGGAGACAAUUUUAAAUUUUGGGAAAAGCAGUGGUUAGAACAUGGAACCUGUUCAUAUUCGACAUUUAACCAAACUCAGUAUUUUGAUCAAGCAAAUACUAUUUGGAAGGGGUUACAACUUUUUGAUAUACUUCAAAAAGAUGGUAUUUCCCCAAAAACCACUUCUCAGAAGAAAACAGACUUUGAAAAGGCCAUAGGUAAGCACAUUGGACCUAAUUAUAUGAUUGGGUUUCAUUGUUCCUACUAUGAGUUAUUAGAGAUUAGGUUGUGUAGAAAUCAUGCUGGGAAUGACUACCAGGGUUGUUAUCGAUCUGGCAAUUGCGGAAGUUCAUUUAAAUGGAAGCCAUGAUAUGAUAUUAGUAAUCCAAAUGUAAUAUGUAAUAUCAAUUGAUAAAUAAAGGAAAUGAAUUUCAUGUUUUA